ACUGAGUUAUAAGAUUAUAUUCCCUUUCACUUUUAUUCUUUAACUUUAACUUCCUCUCUCAGUCCUAUAAAGCUGCCAAGCUAUUUGUUCCUUGUUUAGUCCUGCAAGAUAUCUCUCUAUAUCCAACUUAGUCAAAAUUCUCUUUCCCCUUUAAUCAUUUCCAAUUGUUUACUUCCUCCUUCUGCGAAAUCAUAUAUAGAUAUCAUCAUCAUAUGAUCAAAUUGGUUGAUAUUUAUAUAUAACUGAGAUGGGGGGUCAUGAGAAUGCAAUGGGGUUUCAUCAUGGAAAUGAGAGCAUUCUGACAAAUAAUGUUAAUGUCUCAGAAAUGGAUAUGAGUUCUUCUAUGUCAUUGGCUAAGUCUUCUUCUUCAGAUGUUGUUGUACCUAAUAGUAACCCUUUUCUUGCUUCUUCUUCUUCUUGGGAUCCAAUUGUUUCCUUAAGCCAAUCUCAAACUUUUGGAGGGUCAUCAAUGGUUACUACUCACAAUAGUGAUUUUGGAAAUUCUUCAUCUUACCCUUUUGUUCAAUAUAUGUCUGACUCAACCAAUCUUGAGGGCAUUAUGGUCCACAAAAUUCCAUCUUUUGGUAGUGGAAACUUCUCAGAAAUUGUUGGAUCCUUUUGUCAAGAAGGGUCUUCUGAUAUACCUAACAUGGGGUUUAGACCAAGUUAUAAUCAUGGCAAUGAUGCUGGAACCGAAAGAGCUCCAAUGAAUGAACAAUCUCAGGUUGAGGACUCAAUUACUGAAGAUGGUGCACCAGGAACUGCACCUAGUGGAAAUCGAAGAAAGCGCAUGCUUGAUCAUGAUUCUUCUUUCAGUCCAAACAAGAAUGCUGGUGGCGAUGAACUGAAAGACUCUCCAAGGACGAUAUCUGAUGGUGCUAAAGAACACGAAAAGAAGGCGAAAGUCGAGCAGAAUGUGAGUGCUGAUUUGCGAGGCAAGCAACCGGCAAAGCAAUCAAAAGAAAAUUCUCCAAGUGGAGAAGCUCCUAAAGAAAAUUUCAUCCAUGUGAGAGCAAGAAGGGGUCAAGCUACAAACAGUCACAGCCUUGCAGAAAGGGUGAGAAGAGAAAAGAUUAGUGAGAGAAUGAGAUUGCUCCAAGAACUUGUUCCAGGGUGCAACAAGAUAACUGGCAAAGCAGUAAUGCUGGAUGAGAUUAUAAACUAUGUGCAGUCUCUGCAGCAACAAGUUGAGUUUUUGUCCAUGAAACUUGCCACAGUGAACCCGGAACUGAAUUUUGACGUAGAACGGAUCCUGUCGAAGGAAAUUCUUCAAUCGCGCUUAGGACAUGGAAUUGUUGGAUAUGGUGUUGGUAUGAGCUCCCCUCACCCAUUCUCCAAUGGAAGUUUUCAAGGAAACAUGGCUGGCAUGCCUAGUACAUCAACACAAUUCCCUCCUUUGCCUCAGGGUGUUUUGGACCAUGAGUUCCAAAGUCUUUAUGGAAUGGGGUAUGAUCCUAAUACAGCACUUGACAAUUUGGGACCAAAUGUGUCAUGCUUAUCAGGAAGAUUGAAGACAGAAUUAUAGUGCGUGGAACAAUUAGGCCAUGCCUCUUCGACACAUCGGAAUCUUCCAUUCGACUGCACAACUAUUUAACUGAAGUUCAAAGGAAGGGGAAAAAAAUAGAAGGGGGGAAGAAAAAUAAAGUUCUUUUAGUUGUAUAGGAUCUUUUUUUUUAAAUACCUAACUAUUGGCUCUUCGAAUUUUUAGAAGAAGAUGACUUGUUAGAUUUUGUGUUGUUUGGAAGGGAAGGAAAAAGAAAUGAUAGUUACACAUAUCUUGUGUAAUUUAAGAACAAGUUGAAGUGGUGUUAGUCUAAUGAUGACUUGGAGGGCAAGUAAUUUGAGGAGCAUAUAUUGGAGUAGUAGUAAAAAGUGUGUGCAACUAAUAACUAUCAUUAUUACUCUUAUGAAAUGUUAUUGUAUAGAGUUGCAAGGCUUUGGACAUUUUUGGAGCUCAAUAUUUGCUUCAAUUUGUGUUGGAGAUGUUAGAUAUAAUGUGUACUCUUGUUUUUUUGUAAUGGUUUUAUGGGUUGUUCCUU
Messenger RNA from Arachis ipaensis, 2039 nucleotides. Its product is annotated as transcription factor bHLH74. Gene Ontology annotation, molecular function: protein dimerization activity; DNA-binding transcription factor activity. Gene Ontology annotation, biological process: regulation of DNA-templated transcription. Gene Ontology annotation, cellular component: nucleus. Lineage: Eukaryota; Viridiplantae; Streptophyta; Magnoliopsida; Fabales; Fabaceae. The record is from RefSeq and is a predicted model, not a curated record.